Sitodiplosis mosellana (orange wheat blossom midge) is the source of this 2329-nucleotide messenger RNA. RefSeq lists its product as uncharacterized. Gene Ontology annotation, cellular component: cytoplasm. The transcript has a single exon. Gene Ontology annotation, molecular function: catalytic activity; phosphopantetheine binding. Gene Ontology annotation, biological process: secondary metabolite biosynthetic process; amino acid activation for nonribosomal peptide biosynthetic process. The record is from RefSeq and is a predicted model, not a curated record. The annotation marks the transcript as partial. Lineage: Eukaryota; Metazoa; Arthropoda; Insecta; Diptera; Cecidomyiidae.
AUGGUAAGCCGUUUACAGUUUACUGAUCGGACGGCACUUGAACGUUAUGCGGAUGCCUUGCAACAGGUAAUUUCGCGGCACGAUAUUUUACGUACCGUCUUCAUCUGGGAAGGUCUCAAUGAACCGGCACAGGUCGUUCUGCGCCAGGUUCCUACGUUACUCGCCGAGAUUAGAAUUGGUGAUACCGAAGUAUCUGUAGUAGAGCAAUUGAGUGACCAAUUCAAUCCGCGUCACUACCGUUUAGAGUUGACACAAGGACCGCUAUUUCGAUUGAUGGCAGCGCCAACACCUGGAGGUAGCUGGGUAGCACUUCAACUUAUGCACCACAUAAUUGCUGACCAUUCAUCAGUGGAGAAACUAGCAGCAGAAGUUCAUGCCAUUAUCGACGAAAAGAUCGAAGAGUUGACUACGCCAACAUCAUUCCGUUAUCUCGUAGCCCAGGCUCGACUAGGAGCCACAUCAGAUGAGCAUAAGCGAUUCUUUACCAAAAUGCUCAGUGAUAUUGACGAGCCAACCUUGCCAUUUGGCCUGAGCGAUGUUGGCCUAUGUGGAAUGGAGAUCAAUGAAGCACACCUGAUGCUACCACAGAUACUCAACGAUCAACUCAGGGCAGAUGCACGUAAGUUGCUGGUUAGUUUGGCUAGUGUUUGCCAUUUAGCCUGGGCACAAGUGCUUGCUCGAACUAGUGGUCGUGAUGCAGUGGUCUUCGGUACCGUGCUACUUGGCCGUUUACAGGCCGGAGAAAAGAACCAUAACAUCAUGGGACCGACGAUUAACACGCUUCCAAUGCGGCUAAAUAUUGAUGAGAGGAGUAUAGAAAUUGCAGUACGCCAUACUCAUGCACGGUUGAGUGCAUUGCUAGCACAUGAACAUGCAUCACUUGUGUUGGCACAACGCUGCAGUGGGUGUCCAACUGGCUUGCCACUAUUCAGCGCUAUACUGAACUAUCGCCAUAAUCGAAAGACCGAGCAUGACACUGCGUCACUUUCUGGAGUUACUUUUUUGGGUGGUGAGGAGGGAACAAAUUACCCAUUAGUUCUGUCGGUUGAAGAUGAUGGCAAUUCUCUAAGACUGGUGCCACAAGUGAUUUUACCGAUAUCAGCAACUCGGAUCUGUGGCUAUAUGCAACAAGCUCUGGAAUCAUUCGCCUAUGCGCUAGCGCAAAAUCCUCAGCCACAGCUAAGGACAUUAGCAGUAGUUCCAAUAGAAGAGCGAACGUUACUGCUGCACACCUGGAAUCAAACAACGGUAACUUAUUCACCCACCUGCUGUCUUCACCAAUUAUUUGAGGAGCAGGUUGAAUGCGAGGGAGAGGCGACUGCUGUAAAAUUUAAUGGAGAGACUCUGAGCUAUAAAGAACUCAAUACAAAAGCUAAUCAACUAGCACAUUAUUUAAUUGCACGUGGCGUCAAACCCGAUGACCGCAUCGCACUUUGCGUUGAGCGUAACACAACAAUGCUCAUUGUAAUGCUGAGUAUUUUGAAGGCCGGCGGCGCAUAUGUACCACUUGAUCCGGCUUACAGUAGUAAGCGACUAACUAAUAUUUUACAGGAUGCCAAACCUAUGUUUUUGUUGGCAGAUGCUACGGGUCGGAAAGCACUCGGAGACCAUCAAGUACCAAUGCUUGACUUGGAUAAACCGUUGUGUGUCAAUUUAUCAAUUAAUAAUCUGGAUGUUACUGUACUUGGAGUUACUCCAGGCCAUCUGGCCUAUAUUAUUUACACCUCUGGUACAACAGGAACACCGAAAGGAGUAAUGGUUGAACAUCACCAGGCAGCACAACUUCUCAAGUCCGUAAACGACAAAUUUGAUUUUGAUAAAAAGGAUAUAUUCUGUACAUGUCAUUCGAUUUCUUUUGACUUUUCUGUUUGGGAGAUAUGGGGUGCAUUAUGCUAUGGCAGUCAAUUGUCGAUUGAACCAUCCAAUAUCACCCGCUCCGCAGAUGAAUUUUAUGAUUGGAUCUGUACGAGUGGUAUUACUGUACUACAUCAAACCCCAUCGGCAUUUAAAACGCUCAUGACAGCCAAUAAUAUAAGUUUGCGAUCCAAUCAACUGCGAUAUGUGCUCUUUGGUGGUGAAGCGUUGGAUCCAUUGAUUUUGAGGGACUGGUAUGCAAAGUACGCAAAAAGUGAAACGAUUUUAUUAAAUUUGUAUGGCCCCACUGAAACUGUUAUAUUUGCGUCGUGUUGGAUCUGUGAUAACAAGAUUCCCGAGAACUCGCUGACCCCAAUCGGUCGUCCACUGUAUGAUAAGCGUAUUUAUCUGCUGGAUGCAUUUGGUGAGCCAGUGCCACUAGGAGCUGAAGGAGAAUUGUAUAUUGGUGGUGAUG